AUGGUGCAUUGGCCAGGUCGGUCGGUCAGUAUGGGAACUUCGAGUGCAAAUGACAUGGACGUGGUCGUGGACGUGGACGUGGACGUGGACAUGGACAUGGACAUGGACGUGGACAUGGACGUGGACGUGGACAUGGAUGUGGACGUGGACAUGGACGUGGACAUGGACGUAGACGUGGAAAUGGACGUGGACGUGGACGUAGACGUGGAUGUGGACGUGGACGUGAACGUAGACGUGGACGUGGACAAGGACGUGGACAUGGACGUGGACGUGGACGUGGACGUGGACAUGGACGUGGAGGUGGACGUGACGUGGACGUGGACGUGGACGUGGACGUGGACGUGA
This is a messenger RNA of Closterium sp. NIES-65, 345 nucleotides long. The record is from the annotation of a GenBank genome assembly. NCBI's taxonomy places the organism in Eukaryota, Viridiplantae, Streptophyta, Zygnematophyceae, Desmidiales, Closteriaceae.